AUGGUCACCAGUCAUCGGGUAGAAGCCAGCUCCGCUGUUCCAACUCCAACUGUUUCACAUGGGGUGCCAGGAGUGGUGACCCCCCUGGUCACUAGUUCUAUGGCAGUCACCAGUGCAACUGUUCCAAUUCUAACUCUUUCUCCUGGUGAACGAGAGACCAUACCUUCAAUGGCCACCAGUCAUGGGGCAGAAGCCAGCUCAGCUGUUCCAAAUCCAACUGUUUCACCUGAGGUACCAGGAGUGGUGAACCCUCUGGUCACUAGUUCUAUGGCAGUGACCAGUACAACUAUUCCAAAUCUGACUCUUUCUCCUGGUGAACCAAAGACUAUACUUUCAAUGGCCACCAGUCAUCGGGUAGAAGCCAGCUCAGCUGUUCCAACUCCAACUGUUUCACAUGGGGUGCCAGAAGUGGUGACCUCUAUGGUCACUAGUUCUAGGGCAAUGACCAGCACAACUAUUCCAAUUCUGACUCUUUCUCCUGGUGAACCAGAGACCACACCUUCAGUGGCCACCAGUCAUGGAGCGGAAGCCAGCUCAGCCGUUCCAGCUGUUUCACCUGAGGUACCAGGAGUGGUGACCCCCCUGGUCACUAGUUCUAUGGCAGUGACCAGUGCAACUAUUCCAAUUCUAACUCUUUCUCCUGGUAAACGAGAGACCAUACCUUCAAUGGCCACCAGUCAUGGGGCAGAAGCCAGCUCAGCUGUUCCAACUCCAACUGUUUCACAUGGGGUGCCAGGAGUGGUGACCUCUAUGGUUACUAGUUCUAGGGCAAUGACCAGCACAACUAUUCCAAUUCUGACUCUUUCUCCUGGUGAACCAGAGACCACACCUUCAGUGGCCACCAGUCAUGGAGCGGAAGCCAGCUCAGCCGUUCCAGCUGUUUCACCUGAGGUACCAGGAGUGGUGACCCCCCUGGUCACUAGUUCUAUGGCAGUGACCAGUGCAACUAUUCCAAUUCUAACUCUUUCUCCUGGUGAACGAGAGACCAUACCAUCAAUGGCCACCAGUCAUGGGGCAGAAGCCAGCUCAGCUGUUCCAACUCCAACUGUUUCACAUGGGGUGCCAGGAGUGGUGACCUCUAUGGUCACUAGUUCUAGGGCAAUGACCAGCACAACUAUUCCAAUUCUGACUCUUUCUCCUGGUGAACCAGAGACCACACCUUCAGUGGCCACCAGUCAUGGAGCGGAAGCCAGCUCAGCCGUUCCAGCUGUUUCACCUGAGGUACCAGGAGUGGUGACCCCCCUGGUCACUAGUUCUGUGGCAGUGACCAGUGCAACUAUUCCAAUUCUAACUCUUUCUCCUGGUGAACGAGAGACCAUACCUUCAAUGGCCACCAGUCAUGGGGCAGAAGCCAGCUCAGCUGUUCCAACUCCAACUGUUUCACAUGGGGUGCCAGGAGUGGUGACCUCUAUGGUUACUAGUUCUAGGGCAAUGACCAGCACAACUAUUCCAAUUCUGACUCUUUCUCCUGGUGAACCAGAGACCACACCUUCAGUGGCCACCAGUCAUGGAGCGGAAGCCAGCUCAGCCGUUCCAGCUGUUUCACCUGAGGUACCAGGAGUGGUGACCCCCCUGGUCACUAGUUCUAUGGCAGUGACCAGUGCAACUAUUCCAAUUCUAACUCUUUCUCCUGGUGAACGAGAGACCAUACCUUCAAUGGCCACCAGUCAUGGGGCAGAAGCCAGCUCAGCUGUUCCAACUCCAACUGUUUCACAUGGGGUGCCAGGAGUGGUGACCUCUAUGGUCACUAGUUCUAGGGCAAUGACCAGCACAACUAUUCCAAUUCUGACUCUUUCUCCUGGUGAACCAGAGACCACACCUUCAGUGGCCACCAGUCAUGGAGCGGAAGCCAGCUCAGCCGUUCCAGCUGUUUCACCUGAGGUACCAGGAGUGGUGACCCCCCUGGUCACUAGUUCUGUGGCAGUGACCAGUGCAACUAUUCCAAUUCUAACUCUUUCUCCUGGUGAACGAGAGACCAUACCUUCAAUGGCCACCAGUCAUGGGGCAGAAGCCAGCUCAGCUGUUCCAACUCCAACUGUUUCACAUGGGGUGCCAGGAGUGGUGACCUCUAUGGUUACUAGUUCUAGGGCAAUGACCAGCACAACUAUUCCAAUUCUGACUCUUUCUCCUGGUGAACCAGAGACCACACCUUCAGUGGCCACCAGUCAUGGAGCGGAAGCCAGCUCAGCCGUUCCAGCUGUUUCACCUGAGGUACCAGGAGUGGUGACCCCCCUGGUCACUAGUUCUGUGGCAGUGACCAGUGCAACUAUUCCAAUUCUAACUCUUUCUCCUGGUGAACAAGAGACCAUACCUUCAAUGGCCACCAGUCAUGGGGCAGAAGCCAGCUCAGCUGUUCCAACUCCAACUGUUUCACAUGGGGUGCCAGGAGUGGUGACCUCUAUGGUUACUAGUUCUAGGGCAAUGACCAGCACAACUAUUCCAAUUCUGACUCUUUCUCCUGGUGAACCAGAGACUACACUUUCAGUGGCCACCAGUCAUGGGGCAGAAGCCAGCUCAGCUGUUCCAAAUCCAACUGUUUCACCUGAGGUACCAGGAGUGGUGACCCCCCUGGUCGCUAAGUUCUAUGGCAGUCACCAGUACAACUACUCCAAUUCUAACUCUUUCUCCUGGUGAACCAGAGACCACACCUUCA
This is a messenger RNA of Saimiri boliviensis boliviensis (Bolivian squirrel monkey), 2653 nucleotides long. The record is from RefSeq and is a predicted model, not a curated record. NCBI's taxonomy places the organism in Eukaryota, Metazoa, Chordata, Mammalia, Primates, Cebidae.